Molecule: messenger RNA, 1038 nt
Organism: Pollicipes pollicipes
Lineage: Eukaryota; Metazoa; Arthropoda; Thecostraca; Pollicipedomorpha; Pollicipedidae
Exons: 6
Coding region: 205-1038 (277 amino acids)
Source: RefSeq, a predicted model, not a curated record
CCAAGAAAGUCAUCGUGUGACGGUGCCUGGCGUGCGGCGACGAGCUAGCGCAGCGCAGGGGGCUGCUGCGGCGCUGAAGGCGGGUGCGGCGGCCGGUGGGUGGUGCUGGUCGGCGGAAGAGGACACUCGUGACCUUCCAGGACACCAGGUCGGCGAAGAAGGACCGGACAGGCUCUCCGGUCACGCCCUGCGCCAAGGGUGACCAUGUCGCGCCAACACCGCCACGAGGGGCGCCACCAUCGGGACGACGUGGAGAACCGGUACCAGGAGGACGAGGAGGACGACCGGCGCUACCGACAUCGAGAUGACGAUCACCGGCAGCGGGCUAUGCACCGCGACUAUGACGAGCAGCGCAGCGAGACAGAGCGCGCGCCGUCGGACCGGGCCGUGAGCGAGUUCAUCCUGGACACGCCGCGCUACGACAUGCACGAGCAGGAGCGCUACGACACGGGCCGCGGCCACCACGGCCGGUCACGGGAGCGCAGCCACGACCGCCGCUACGACGACGACCGCGGCCACGACCGCCGCUACGACCCGGAGGAGCGCGAGGCCAGCGAGAUAUACGCCGAGGCGCAUCAGCCGCCCCCGGUCAGCGAGAUGAGCCACUACGCCCCAAGCCAGCGCACUUACCGCAGCGGGGUCUCAGACGGCACGAUGAAGACGAAGACGUCCCGCCACGGCAACCUGAUGAUGGAGACCAUGGCAGCUCCUCACCCGUGCUGCCCCAACACGAAAGGCACGCGGGCGGACUACUACCUUCUCACUGCCGUCUUGCAGUUCAUCGGCCUGGCGCUGCUGAUUGGCGGCUUCUGCGCGCUCAUCUUCUGCCUGGUGUACUGCGUCUGGGUGUGCAAGGACGCGCAACGCGCCAACGAUCAGGGCGAGCUGUACUGGACCCACCACUGGCAGAAGCAGUGGGGCUACCAGCCUUCCGAGAGCCAUCCGAGCCGUACCGGGAAGCCCGCGAGCGGUACUGAGGCGGCGCACAGCGACACCAGCGGUACCGAGACGUCACCGGCCGCUAGCUGCUACUGGUGA